Messenger RNA from Heterostelium album PN500, 690 nucleotides. RefSeq names its product SNO glutamine amidotransferase family protein. The record is from RefSeq and is a predicted model, not a curated record. Gene Ontology annotation, molecular function: glutaminase activity. NCBI's taxonomy places the organism in Eukaryota, Evosea, Eumycetozoa, Acytosteliales, Acytosteliaceae. The coding region runs from base 1 to 690 and encodes 229 amino acids. Gene Ontology annotation, biological process: pyridoxine metabolic process; pyridoxal 5'-phosphate biosynthetic process. The transcript has 2 exons. Gene Ontology annotation, cellular component: glutaminase complex; cytosol.
AUGGAACCAAUCAUCUUAAGCGAUAAUGUAAUUGAUAAUAAAUCAUUGCGAAUAGGAGUUCUGGCCUUGCAAGGUGGAUUCAUUGAACAUGUAAAUAUGAUCAGAUCACUCGGUGCUCAAUGUCAAGAGCUCAGAUCAUCAGCACAAAUCAAACAAUAUAAACCACAUGGAUUGAUUCUACCUGGUGGCGAGAGUACUGCCAUGGCAAUCAUUGCUUCCAACGACCCAGAGUUAUUCCCACUAAUCAAAGAUCUGGUACAUAAAGAAGGUGUAUCAGUAUAUGGUACUUGUGCAGGUUGUAUCAUGUUAAGUGAUAAUGUAGAAAAACAAAAACAAGGAGGACAAACAUUAAUAGGUGGAUUAGAUUUAACAAUCAGUAGAAACUACUUUGGUAGACAGAUUAAUAGUUUUGAAACAGUUUUGAAAUUAAAGAUUGGUGGAGAGGAUCACGGUGAAGUUGUAGAUUUCCCCGGUAUUUUUAUCAGAGCACCAGCUAUACUCUCUGUGAAUAACCCAGAAAUAAAGAUUCUAGGAGAAUUCCAACAUGUAAAGAAGGAUAAAACAACUGAAACCAUCAUCACAGGUGUCUCUUACAAGAAUAUGGUAACAACAGUUUUCCAUCCAGAGUUGACAAAUGACAACCGAUUCCAUAAAUAUUUUAUUGACAUAGUAAAGCGAAAUGUUAAAUAA